Messenger RNA from Apaloderma vittatum (bar-tailed trogon), 552 nucleotides. RefSeq names its product contactin-associated protein-like 2. The record is from RefSeq and is a predicted model, not a curated record. The transcript is spliced from 4 exons. Lineage: Eukaryota; Metazoa; Chordata; Aves; Trogoniformes; Trogonidae. Gene Ontology annotation, cellular component: cortical cytoskeleton; membrane. Bases 1 to 552 code for a protein of 183 amino acids.
AUGGCGGAGCCCUGUGCUCAGCUCGUGGAUGCCGGCUCAGCCUGCAGUGAAAUUGGGAAGAUUGACCAAGAUAUAUAUAAAUACAAUACCCCAGGAUUCACUGGCUGCCUGUCGAGAGUACAGUUCAACCAGAUUGCUCCACUCAAAGCGGCUCUGAGACCUACCAACGCCUCCUCUCACGUCCACAUCCAAGGAGAACUGGUGGAAUCCAACUGUGGAGCAUCUCCACUCACCAUCCCACCAAUGUCGGCCGCUACCGACCCGUGGCACUUAGACUCAGCCAGUGCCGAUUUCCCAUACAAUGGUCAAGCUAUAGGAGAUGGAGUUAACAGAAACUCUGCCAUUAUUGGAGGUGUCAUCGCAGUGGUGAUCUUCACUAUCCUCUGCACCUUGGUGUUCCUGAUCCGCUACAUGUUUCGCCACAAGGGAACAUACCACACCAACGAGGCUAAAGGUGCAGAGUCAGCUGAGAGCGCCGAUGCCGCCAUCAUGAACAAUGACCCCAACUUCACGGAGACCAUCGACGAGAGCAAGAAGGAAUGGCUUAUCUAA